Molecule: messenger RNA, 1467 nt
Organism: Aspergillus oryzae RIB40
Lineage: Eukaryota; Fungi; Ascomycota; Eurotiomycetes; Eurotiales; Aspergillaceae
Product: mitogen-activated protein kinase kinase kinase
Exons: 2
Coding region: 1-1467 (488 amino acids)
Biological process (GO): protein phosphorylation
Molecular function (GO): ATP binding; protein kinase activity
Source: RefSeq, a predicted model, not a curated record
AUGACCAUCGAACAACGCGCUAAUCUUGGACGGGUGAAUGUGGAGCUUAACAAGAUCAAGAAGAUCUCAUUCAAGCUUUCUAUGACCAUCAUGGACAGUGUAGCAAUCAUUAGAAAUCAACUGAAAGAAAGAGGGGUGGAAAAUCACGAUCUCAUCCAGGCGUGCUACGCCUUUGCUACUGAGUUCGGCAAGCGCUCGUCCAAUGUUGAUCCGAACAGGCGUGCAAUGAAUACCGCCAGACUCGUUGAGUUGUCACUUGACUGGGUGUCUUUCAUUUGUGAUGAUUGUGACGCCGCUGAUAGAAAAACUUUUAAGUGGGCUGUGUCAGCGUUAGAGUUCGCAAUGGCUAUAACCUCCAAUCGAAGAGUGGACGAAGAUGCGAAACGUCAGGCCCUAGGAAGGGUGCUGGAAGGAUCUAAUGAGGCCGACAGAUCUCUCGCCGUGUUGUCAUCGUCUGCUACAAAUGUCACUCUUCGAUGGCAACAAGGCCAAUUCAUCGGCGGAGGAACGUUCGGCUCUGUUUAUGCUGCUAUCAACCUCGAUAGCAAUUAUCUCAUGGCGGUCAAGGAAAUCCGCCUGCAAGAUCCUCAGCUCAUCCCCAAAAUUGCCCAGCAGAUCCGCGACGAGAUGGGCGUUCUCGAGGUGUUGGAUCACCCCAACAUCGUUUCAUACCAUGGCAUCGAAGUUCACCGCGACAAAGUCUAUAUUUUCAUGGAGUAUUGUUCGGGCGGAUCUCUUGCUAGUUUGCUUGAGCAUGGCCGUGUUGAGGACGAGACUGUCAUUAUGGUGUAUGCUCUCCAGCUUCUGGAAGGAUUGGCAUACCUGCAUCAGGCCGGUAUCGUUCAUAGGGAUAUUAAACCGGAAAACAUUCUACUAGACCAUAACGGCAUUAUUAAAUAUGUCGACUUUGGUGCGGCCAAGAUCAUUGCUCGCCAAGGCAGGACUGUUGUUCCCAUGGAUGCUUUCGCCUCAGCGGGUCAUAAGGAAGCCAUAGUGCCGAAAGAUGCCCAAAUUGCAAACCAGCGGGGCAAGAACCAGAAAACAAUGACCGGAACGCCAAUGUACAUGUCACCUGAAGUGAUCCGCGGCGACUCUAACAAGCUGAUCCACCGCCAAGGAGCUGUUGAUAUUUGGUCCUUGGGAUGUGUCAUCUUAGAAAUGGCAACUGGUCGUCGCCCCUGGUCUGCUCUAGACAACGAAUGGGCCAUUAUGUACAAUAUUGCCCAAGGAAACCAACCCCAGUUACCGACCCAUGAUCAACUCAGCGACAUGGGCAUCGACUUCCUCCGCCGAUGCUUCGAAUGCGAUCCUUUGAAGAGACCUACUGCAGCAGAAUUGCUCCAGCACGAAUGGAUAGUCUCAAUCAGACAGCAGGUCGUGCUUGAACCACCAACCCCUAGCAGUGACCACAGUGGCAGCAUAAGCAGUUCCACCUCGGGCAGCCGUCAGAAUUCCACCUAUUUGUGA